This is a messenger RNA of Ricinus communis (castor bean), 830 nucleotides long. RefSeq names its product autophagy-related protein 8C. The record is from RefSeq and is a predicted model, not a curated record. Gene Ontology annotation, biological process: cellular response to nitrogen starvation. NCBI's taxonomy places the organism in Eukaryota, Viridiplantae, Streptophyta, Magnoliopsida, Malpighiales, Euphorbiaceae. The transcript has 6 exons. Bases 284 to 646 code for a protein of 120 amino acids.
UUAAAUAAUGAGUUAAAUUUAUUUGAACUAAACCAAAUAAAUUCCUAUCAACAGGUUUCGUGUUGGAAUCAGAAUAAAACCCUAAUAAGUUUCCGUUCUCUCUCUUUUUUUUUUCCUCUAAUUUUAAAAUAAAUCUCUCUUUCUUGAGAAACACCCAAUUAUUCGCUCGCUGAUAUUGACCCUAGUUGAUCAAUCAAUCAAUCAAUUCUAUUUGAAACCCUGAAUUUCCCCAAAUUUCAUUUUUCUCUCUUUGGCAAGGUGUUAUCGAGGCUCCACUGUCACCAUGGCUAAAAGCUCCUUCAAACUUGAACAUCCUUUGGAGAGGAGGCAGGCAGAAGCUGCUCGCAUCAGAGAGAAGUAUCCUGAUAGAAUACCUGUCAUUGUAGAAAAGGCUGAAAGAAGUGAUAUUCCUGAUAUUGAUAAGAAGAAAUAUCUUGUGCCAGCUGAUUUGACUGUGGGGCAGUUUGUGUAUGUUGUCCGGAAAAGGAUUAAGCUUGGUGCUGAGAAGGCUAUAUUUGUGUUUGUGAAGAACACCUUGCCCCCAACUGCUGCAUUGUUGUCUGCAAUAUAUGAGGAAAAUAAGGAUGAAGAUGGUUUUCUUUACAUGACUUACAGUGGAGAGAAUACCUUUGGACUCCAAGAGUAACGGAGUCCAUCUUUGCAAAUGAACCUGGAAAAUGUAAAUUCUUAGAAUUCUAUUGCAUCUCAUGCUCGGACUUCCUCAUUUUAAUUUGGUUUUAAGCAGUUGUAUGACUUGAAGAAAUUGACUUGAUUUAUAUGCAACUGAAUGCUUUGAUUAAAUGGAUUAAGCUCUAAAUUUUUCAUUGCCA